AUGGCAGCAAUACCUUUUGUGGGCGAAUCUAAGGAGUCAGCCAACAUCCGGACAACAUCGAGGGAUAACCAGGCGAACAGGGACACCCACAGCUUAGAAGAUAAGAAUGAGAGGGAAUUGCUUGAGCACCCCGAUCAGGUUACCCAGGAAGCGCAAGUUGGAGUCCAAAAAGCCGAAGCUACGGCUUUGGUAUGGUCCAAAACUGCCUUGUAUGCGACAUAUGCAUGCAGCAACGUCAUCUACUACGCAUAUGCAAACUUCGCUUCGGCUCCCCAAAUAUCCCAGGCAUUCAUUGUCUCGACAAUUAUUGGUGGAGUUCUUCAACUUCCUAUCGCAAAGACUCUAAAUCUAUGGGGUCGCGCCGAAGGCUUCCUGGCUUUAUUGCUGGUAUUCAUCUUGGGACUCAUUGUGAUAGCCUCAUGCGAUGGUCCCAAUGGGUUUGCAGCUGGUUACACCUUGUACUGGAUUGGUUAUGCUGCUCUGAAUUUUAUCCUGACGGUCUUCGUUGCCGAUGCGUCCGGGCUGCGAAACCGAGCUUUCGUCUACGCAUUUAUCGGUACACCCACGAUAUGUACGGCGUUUGUGGGGCCUCUUGUUGCUCAAGCUUUCCUGACCCAUUCUACUUGGCGUUGGGCUUACGGCUGUUUCGCUAUCAUCACCUUUUUCCUCUUUGUGCCUCUUGCUCUCGUGUUCAAAUUCUACCAACGCAAGGCCGAGAAGUUGAAUCUUUUUAUUCGGCUCCCGAGUGGUCGAACGACGGCGCAGUCAUUUGUUCAUUACUUUCACGAGUUUGAUGUUGUUGGCGCUUUCAUCCUCAUGGCUGCCUUCAUCCUAUUCCUUCUGCCCUUCAGCCUUGAGACUUAUGGUUUUAGCGGGUACUCUUCCGCGACCUUUAUCGCCAUGGUUGUCAUUGGAAUCUUGCUAUUCCCAGUCUUUGCUGUUUGGGAGCGGUUCUAUGCUAGAACCCCUUUCAUCAAAUGGGAGUUAUUCAAAAACCGCACAGUUCUUGGAGCUUGCAUCCUGUCGGCCGUGAUCUUCUUUAACUACAACACGUGGGAUCAGUAUUUCUACUAUUACGUGCAAGUCGUCUACAACCUUGACACCUCAAAGACGGGAUACAUGACACAGACAUAUGGCGUUGGGUCGACCAUCUGGGCAGUUUUGUUCGGCAUCUGGAUUCGCCAAACCAAACAUUUCAAGAACGUCUGUCUUUACUUCGGUGCGCCAUUAAUGCUACUUGGCGCGGGUCUUAUGAUUCACUUCCGAGGCUCCCAAAGUAAUGUCGGAUAUCUGGUCAUGUGUCAAAUAUUCAUUGCGUUUGGCGGUGGCACUCUUGUCAUUGGUGAUGAGAUGGCUGUCAUGGCAGCCGCUGAUCGAGAUAGUGUCCCGUUGAUGAUUGCUAUAAUCAGCUUGUCCUCUAGCUUUGGUGGAGCUAUUGGUUACGCCGUUGCAGUCGCCAUUUAUUCCAAUACAUUCCCCCAGGCCCUACUCAGUGCGCUUCCCGAUUCGGCAAAGGCUGAAUAUGCAGCUAUAUACGCCGGUGGAUCUGCAGCUCAGCUCCUGCACCCCCCUGGUAGUGCGACAAGGAACGCGAUCAACUACGCGUGGGCAUACAGUCAGAAGUACGAAUGCAUUGCUGCAGCUGUUCUUCUCAUUCUUGCUUUUCCAGCAAUUGCCAUGUGGACCAAUUACAAUGUCGACAAAAAGCAAGUGAAAGGAACCGUCAUCUAA
Molecule: messenger RNA, 1731 nt
Organism: Penicillium expansum
Lineage: Eukaryota; Fungi; Ascomycota; Eurotiomycetes; Eurotiales; Aspergillaceae
Gene: crmC
Product: siderochrome-iron transporter crmC
Exons: 2
Coding region: 1-1731 (576 amino acids)
Biological process (GO): transmembrane transport
Molecular function (GO): transmembrane transporter activity
Source: RefSeq, a predicted model, not a curated record